AUGCCAGAACUCGCCGCUGAUAUAAACGGCUUCAUAAGCCAACACUAUGCGAGAAGAGGGCCACAACCAUCACAGCAUGCUUUCACUCCUACACCAGACUAUUAUGCUGCAAGCCUGGUGUUCUCGGAUGAAGUCACAAACGGCCUUCCUACUCCCACCCAAAGUGUCAGCAUGUCGAAUGCCAGCAGUGAUACUUGCAUGUCGUCUUGUUUCGACAUGCCAACCGCUCAAACAUCCUCAACUCAUAUUGAGUCUCCUCCUGCUUCCAUCCCGUACCAGCAUGUAUCGGUGCCUUCUUCACCCCUUGUAUGCGAGUUCGCACAGUACACGGGAUGCAAUGCAGUCUUUGACCCCAAUGAUGAAGCUGGAUGGAUUGAGCAUAAUGUGAACUUUCAUCUCGGUAGCGCCUUCCCUGCAGUAUGUGUGUGCUGGUUCUGUGAUCGAAAGUUCAAGGCUUCUUCGAAAAGCCGAGCCGGCCCUGAAGCCUGCUACCGCGAGCGAAUGCACCAUAUCGCCAAACAUUUCCGCAAGGGCGUAACAGGAAGACAGAUGCGUCCUGAUUUCUUCUUCCUCGACCAUGUAUAUAACUAUGGUCUCAUCGACGAGGAGACGUUCCAAAGAGAAACCAUGCAGCACGAGGCUCCUCAACUGUCGGGUCUGCAUCCCGCUGGCUGGAGGCCUGAGGGAAGACCAUUGCAAGAUCAAAUAGAAUCAAGUCGAUCGCGGCAUCGAGGUUCGUCAACUCGUCAUCGUUCGUCGCAGAUAUAUCACAGAUGA
Fusarium coffeatum is the source of this 777-nucleotide messenger RNA. RefSeq lists its product as uncharacterized. NCBI's taxonomy places the organism in Eukaryota, Fungi, Ascomycota, Sordariomycetes, Hypocreales, Nectriaceae. The transcript has a single exon. The record is from RefSeq and is a predicted model, not a curated record. Bases 1 to 777 code for a protein of 258 amino acids.